This is a messenger RNA of Maylandia zebra (zebra mbuna), 3471 nucleotides long. RefSeq names its product BCL2 binding component 3 (gene bbc3). The record is from RefSeq and is a predicted model, not a curated record. Lineage: Eukaryota; Metazoa; Chordata; Actinopteri; Cichliformes; Cichlidae.
ACGGACCAGCUCAGACGGAAAACCCUGACAGACAGCAAGCCAGGCAGAACGUAGUCCCGCUACACCUCAUCUUCAUCAAUAUUAUUGUUUUGACGACGUAACCCGAGACAAAAAGAGAUUAAAAAAAAUUCACCGACUCCAUUCACAGCGGGACACCUGGGAUGGAGUGACACGGCUUCCUCCGGGCGGACUUUAAACAUCUCCGGAGCCUUCUCACCGGCGCAUCCACGGUUUCUUUCGGCAGCUUUUAUUCCGUCUUAUGGCCACCUGUUACCGUCAGGUUCAGACCUGCAGACAGCCUCGCCGCGGAUCUUCAGAAAACCUCCACCAAGCUACAACUGAUAUGGCCAGAGCACAGACCAUACAGAGCGCUGGAGAAACCCCUGCUGGAGGAAACUCCUCUCUUCCGUGUCACAACACCUGCCGAGUGGAGCUGCCUUGCCCCCUCCACACCUGGCCUGGGAUGCUCAAUAGUACGACCACCACCCCCUCCUCCUCCGGGACCAGCACUGGUGCCAUACACAUCCACCACUAUCACCAUCACUACCAUCACCUGCAGCCCAUGCAGGCUCUCUAUGUGUCGUACCCGCUGUCGUACUCCCACCCAGACGACAACGACGACCCCCGAGUUCACCAGCAGUUACCCGCAGCAUCGCCUCCCAACCGGAGGGAUUUGAGGUGCAGAGGUGCACCUGCACCCGGUGACGUCUCAGGAGAGCGUUCAGACUCGAGCAGACAGGAGCUCCAGCAGCCCUCCAGCCGGCUGCGACCUCAGUCUAACAUGUUGCCCCGAAAUGAGCGGCCAUCCUGGGCUUCGCCUCGCCGCAGAGCUCCUGGGGGAGAAGCAGUGCAGGAGCAGGAGAUCAGGAGGGUGGCGAACCAGCUGAGGACAAUUGGAGAUGAGCUGAACGUCACGCUCCUCCGCAGAGCGCACGGCGGCCCUCACUGGCACGACUUCAGAGACGUCUGCCGAGGCCUCCUCAGCUUCAUCACCCAGACUCUCAGCACUCUCUACAGGCUCACAUAGACUUGCUGUAGCGAACAAGACAACCCGGACUGGCUGCUGCUCUUCAUCGUCACUCACACCUGGAGGUGCGACUGAAAACAUCCGUUGAACAAAAGAGGCGUUGGGAAGAUGAAAGCGGCAGCUGGAUCGGGCUGCUUCCUGUGGAAACUGGACCCUGCCUGUCCGUCUGACUGCCUGUCAGUCAGCCCGUCUGCUGGUACGGACCGCUGCUGAUGGACUGACCUGUAUAUUUUGUAAAAUUGUUAUUAUUAUUUUUUCUCAAUGUCGUGUCUCGGGGCUCAGCUCUUUAUGUAGCAGGUGUGACUCAGCUCGUGUGAGUCGGAGUGUAUGUGUGUGUGCACACAUGGAAGAUGUGGGUCAAACAGAAGCUGUGAGGUCCUUAGAAAAGUUUAAAGCCACUAGAAGUGUAUGAGGUAUGUGAACCUCUGAGCCUUAGCCCUAAUUCCAACCCCGUGCUGUCAGAGUUUGGGAUUUGUGAUGCUCUUCCAGGGUUAAAGUACAGAAAUGAUAUUUAAAAUUAGGAUGGUAAAUCUUUUGAUUUUAAUAUCAGCUGGAGGAUGCAAAAUCAUUUCAGUUUCAAUAGACUGCAUCUCUCCAGCUCUUCCCUCUGAAUAUAUAAAAAAUUGUGUUUUUCUGCUGCGGUGUUCAGCAUUACAGGACUGUCAAAGGCACGAUUUGACCCUCGUCUGAUGUGUGCGUGUUGCCGUUGUGUCUUUAUCGUGCAACCUGUGUCCCUCUUCUUAUAAACUGUGAAAACUGGGCGCUGUGGUUGCAUCGCAGGGAAAAACAAAACGGAGCGAAGCACAGACCGAACCUUUCUCUCAAUCUGCUUCAUGUCAGUGUACAAUGUGCCUUUCUGCUUGGCGCUCUGUUGAGGUCUAAUCUCCAACACCAGGACAAUCAGCCCCCCCCCACACACACACACACAGAGUGAAUAAAACACACUUAAUGUUGGAGUGGCUUGUUUGCAGUCACUGGAUUCGAGCGUUCACAUUACAUUCAAACGUUCCAGCUUCACUCGCUCGCCCGCCUGUGUUGACAGUGUUCAUAGUUACUUGAUCAACUGUAAAUAUUCUUUUGGAAGAUGAAACUUAUCCCAAUCCAAAGGUUUGGAUGGAGAGUUGGAAGAUGUUUUGUUUUUUAUGUUGUAACUGUAGAGUCUGAAUUUAAAUCCAGUGGAUUUGGGAAGAUAUCAGCAAAAGAGAAAUAUAUGAUUUGGAUCUUUAUGAUUGUUGGAAAGUAUUCGAUGAUGUUUGUCAGGUGAGCCCUCUGGUUGUGGGAUUAUUUUCAUUGUAGUUUAAAAAGCGGGGGGAGGGGGGGGGGGUCGAUUGCUCGUAUUAAGAGCAUAAUUUAUUUUGAAAAGUAGCCUAGCUGUAGCAUGGUUUUUGUUUGGGGUUUUUUAUGUUAUUGUUUUUGUUUUUUUUUCACACAUUCCCGAUCAAAAACUUUAAUUUAAGCGCUACUUGAGUUGAAACAGUUAAAAAACGGACUGAUUUAGAAAUCACCCACAGUGAAAACACUCAUUCAUGCAGAAACACUCUCAGCAGUACUGUGUUAGAAAGCAUUACAAACGGCCUCACUCACACUCUGUUCUCUGCUGUCUUUGGCCACGAAGCAAAUGUGAAAAAUGAGACGUGAGGAGCAUUACUGAACCAUGUGAAAGCCACAUUUGUGAAUAUGAAAUGAGAUGGGGAAGAAAUGGUACCAAAAAGUUUCCCUUUAGCCUCUUUUAAAGCACAAAGAAGAAGAAAUCUGCCGUCGCAGGCUCAUAGCAAUACUCAGUGUUUAGCAGCUUGAAUCGACUGGGGCGAACCAAACGGAUGCCGAGUCGUCUGUGACGAUUUUCUUUGUAAAUUUAUUUCCAAAACCGUGUGAUUUCUGUUUUUAUUCGACAGCUGUAGUGCUGCUGGUGCUACACAUGCUCAAGAAUGCAGAUUGAUGUACUGUAACGUACUUUGGAUUAAAGUGCCCACUUAUCGGUUUUCAUUUUAUUUCAGGAAACGUGGGGCCUUUCAGCCUGUCUGAAACGCCGCUCUCACUCGGCCGUUUUCUACGUUUUUAGCACCGGGCCUUGUUUUUAAGACUUUUGAAAGCCUUUGUGUAUAAAGUCGUAAUGAUACCACAGCCUGUAGAAGUUCAGCUGACUCUGAGCUGAGCAGAGGUUAAACCGCUCGCUCCGUAGACUCUCCUUCACAGCCUGUAUAUUUAUAUUUGUCCGGCCUUUUGCUCGCAGUGCUUUUAGCCGUGUUUGCCGUCAUCAGAGCGGCCGGUGAACUCUGCGAGCUCGUAGCUGAUGUUUCUCCUGGUUUAGCGCUCGCCUCUUUCCUACCAGCAAAGCUCAGUGUCGGUCGGCCAGUCACAUGCAGUUUGUAUUUGCUGUUUUCAACUUUUUUUCUAUUGUAAAAUUUCUACAUGAAUUUUGUACUUUUUUUUGUUUUUAUACA